CUUUUAUUUUCUUCUGUCUGCUCGCAAACAUGGAUCUGCUUCCGGCCCAGGAGGCAGCCAAAAUCUACCACACCAACUAUGUGAGAAACUCCCGGGCCAUCGGUGUCAUGUGGGCCGUGUUCACCAUCUGCUUCGUUAUCAUCACCGUGGUGGUCUUCAUCCAGCCUUACUGGAUCGGGGACAGCGUCAACACCCCGCAGGCCGGCUACUUCGGCCUCUUCCACUAUUGCAUCGGCAACGCUCUGACCUCGGAGCUCACCUGUAAGGGCAGCGUGCUGGACUUCGGCUCCAUCCCCUCGCCGGCCUUCAGGACUGCCAUGUUCUUCGUCGGGAUCUCCAUGCUGCUGAUCGUCGGCACCAUGGUCUGCUUCAGCUUGUUCUUCUUCUGCAACGCCGGGAACGUCUACAAGAUAUGUGCAUGGAUGCAGCUGGCCUCAGCUGUGUUGAUGGUGAUGGGUUGCAUGAUCUACCCGGAUGGCUGGGAUGCUCCAGAAGUGAAGAGAAUGUGUGGCCAGAGGACGGAUAAGUACACACUGGGGAACUGCACCGUGCGCUGGGCCUACAUCCUGGCCAUCAUCAGCAUCCUGGACGCCCUCCUCCUGGCAUUUCUGUCCUUCACUCUUGGCAACCGGCAGGAUAAACUGCUGCCAGAUGACUUUGCGGUGGAGGGAGGAGGCGAGGGUUAAUGCAAACAGAAAACCUCUGAUGGACACACAGGCCUUCAGGAUCACAGCGUGAUAUAGAUGCACUGUGAGUGUCUUCAAAUUUCAUGACACAGCUUAGGUCAAACUGCUCAUAUUUUGUUUAGUUUUUAUAUUUUCUUUUUUUAUUUAAGCUGUAGUGGUAUACAACUUUUGCUUUACUGCUUCAUAAAUCCUACUGCAGAUUUUAACAUCUGUACUUCAUGUCAAAAAACUUAAUAAACUCAUAGAAACAACCUUGAGACAGUCAUUUUGUAUUGUAUGAACAUCUGUUUUAUUGUAUGGUGUGUUGUACAGUUUUGUAAAUCAACAGCUCACACAAAGUCUAUGUUCUUGAAUCUGACACUGAUGUAAAUUCAUUUGCCUAGGCCUCAACAGAUACAUAGGUUACCUUUGAUAUGAUCAAUUUUUGAGACACCAUUACAUAACAUCAGAUCUCACCAUUUCUAUGGUAAAAACAGUGACAUUAUUGAACAGUUGGCCAUACAUACAAUUGAGCUCAAACACAUCUUCCAUACGCUUUUAUUAAAACACAGCUACCCAGCUAAAUAAUUUUAGCUAAGAUAUAAGAUUUGUUAAAAACUGUACAUAACUGUAAUAUACAUAAAGGCAAACUCUUUGGUACAGAUAUAUACAGUUUAUUUUCACUUCUUUUUUCCUUUAAAUCGGGCUUCCUAAAAUGUCGUCUUGUUGAAACCUUUAAAACACUAUAUUCCUGAAUUGUAUUAGGUGUAUGAGAAUACCAGCCUCCCAUGAGAAUGAAAGAUCUCAUUUAUUAUAAUAACUAACCACACUAGAUACCAGGUGACAGAUUUGUUAUGGCUAAAUAAUAUGACCUACUUUAUCAGACAGUGGAUGUCUCAGUAAGAAACUAAAGUCUGUCUGGAAAAAUGCUGUGAACAUUACCACAGUCAGUGUCAAUGUCAGCCCAGUGUGCAACUUUCUAAAUCUACUUUACAAAUACAAAAUGUAUACCUUACAUGUGUAAUAUAAGAUAAAGUAAUUCAUUAUAAAAAAAAAAUGAGAGAACACAGCACUAAUGAAAAUGUACGAGGAAAAAGGUGAUAGGGAGUCCUUUUUAAGGGGACAAAAAUGACCAUUAAAGGCUACAUAUCCUUGGUUUGUUUGGGUUUUAGUGCAGGAGUGUAACAAACAAGCAUGAGUCACUAGCAGUACAAUAACAGGUUUGCUUAGUUGGGUGGGUGAACGGAGCACAGCAGUUGGAGCCAACAUAACCACAAAGAAAUAUAAUCCACUGGACUCCUGACAUCAUCACACCGAAAGAAGAA
This is a messenger RNA of Lates calcarifer (barramundi perch), 1990 nucleotides long. RefSeq names its product LHFPL tetraspan subfamily member 5b (gene lhfpl5b). The record is from RefSeq and is a predicted model, not a curated record. Gene Ontology annotation, biological process: detection of mechanical stimulus involved in sensory perception; sensory perception of sound. The transcript is spliced from 3 exons. The coding region runs from base 30 to 686 and encodes 218 amino acids. NCBI's taxonomy places the organism in Eukaryota, Metazoa, Chordata, Actinopteri, Centropomidae. Gene Ontology annotation, cellular component: plasma membrane.